AUGUCUCACGAUAUUACCGUGCAUUUCCUUGGUACCACUUCUGGCGGAGGCUCGACAGAGACACACAACUCUCCUAGUCUCAUCGUUGACAUGUCUCUUCCAGCUCGCGCUGUUGGGCGGCACAAUCGCUGGCUGGGUUCUUACCGUGCAGUGGAUGCACAAAACGGGAUCGAGCUUGUCCUCAUCGUCGCCCUCCAGUUCAACUCGACGUCGGCGCAGAUUCGCAUCCACGUCGUCGCCUUCGACAUUGUCUGCCUCACCGAACUCAUCUUCUUUGAGCGCACCCUCUUCCGCCUGCACGCCGAGUGUCACCGGCACAUCCACCCGCGGGCGUCGCAGGAGCACGACAUGGCCAUCGCGUUCGUGCCCUGGAACUACCUGCUGCUCCCAAUGCGCAUCGAGGACACUGCCGAACUCCACCGCAUCCUCCAGUCCGGACACUCGCCCCAGGCACGAUCCGCUCUGCCCACUCCCUCACAAUGUCCUCUAGCUCGGGCGUCACUUAACUCAUCUCUCCUCAGCCUCAGCCCUCAGCAGGACUCCCGUCCGCCCCUCCUAGAUGCCUCCAGCCACCUCUUGCAAAAAUAA
This is a messenger RNA of Dichomitus squalens LYAD-421 SS1, 588 nucleotides long. RefSeq lists its product as uncharacterized. Bases 1 to 588 code for a protein of 195 amino acids. NCBI's taxonomy places the organism in Eukaryota, Fungi, Basidiomycota, Agaricomycetes, Polyporales, Polyporaceae. The transcript has 3 exons. The record is from RefSeq and is a predicted model, not a curated record.